This is a messenger RNA of Protopolystoma xenopodis, 441 nucleotides long. The record is from the annotation of a GenBank genome assembly. NCBI's taxonomy places the organism in Eukaryota, Metazoa, Platyhelminthes, Monogenea, Polystomatidea, Polystomatidae.
AUGCUUGUGGCCCGACAAUUGAGGUGCUGUUCCGUUCGGUCUAGCUCGGUUUUAACUGCUUUGGGGCCCAAAUUUAUCUUCGGAUUAACUAAAGGAAAGAGCUGUGAUAAAAAUUCUGAAGGUGCUCUUACCUCCACAAAAGUCAAACUAGCCUUUAUCCUUUAUGUUAUUGGCGAAGAGCUUUUAUCUAAAAAAAGUCCCAAUGGUGUAUAUAAUAGUGCAUUUAAUAUCUGCAAGAGCAAUGCACAGUCGCCGCGGUCGAAGAGGCAACGUGGCGUAGGUAUUUAUUUAACAAUGACAAAUUUUAGUCACAAUGAGUGGCGCGACGGGCAAGGCAGACUUCAUAUGUCUCUUAAGUUUUAUUUAAAAGGAGCCAUUGGUUCUGGUGUUGCUCAACUCGAAGUUAUGGAGGUGAGCAUCGCUGAUCAAUUGCGUAAAUAA